This is a messenger RNA of Culex quinquefasciatus (southern house mosquito), 3300 nucleotides long. RefSeq names its product transmembrane protein 245-like. Lineage: Eukaryota; Metazoa; Arthropoda; Insecta; Diptera; Culicidae. The record is from RefSeq and is a predicted model, not a curated record.
CAUCGCUAAAAAUAGCCACCCACCGCAGGCCGCAGCAGCGCAGGCAAAAAAAAAAUUGGGUGCGGAAUUAGUAAUUUUGCAGUGUUUUUCCACCCUGGCGGAAAGUUGGGCAUACAUUUUUAAUUUCUGCGCGUUCGAGUGUGUAAUUGUGGCAAGUGUUCGUAGUAGUUCGGUUUCGUAACGCGCUGGCACGGAAUGCCCUGUAGCUGUCCACCGCAGGAACUGGAGCGAACCCGACCAAAAUGAGUGCCCGCCCUAGUCCUGCCCCGUUCAAACGGUCCUUCGAUGGGUUGUUCAACGCCUGGCUCGUACUCCGCAGCCAAGGCCACGAAAAACCCCUCCGGAAUGCCCUGUACAACGUGAUGAUGGUGGCCGUGGUCGGUGUCGUCAUCGGGGUCAUCCUUGUCCUCGCUCCCUUCUUCAAACCCCUCCUGUGGGCGUUCCUCUUCGGAGCGGUGCUCUUCCCGGCGAAGAAACGCCUCGCCGAAGCGCUCAACGGCUGGAUCGAACGCAUCGAAAAGGACGACCAAUAUCUGGUGCUGGGCGUGCUCGGAGCGCCCAUCCAGGGCGUCUACUCGCUGGGUCACUUUCUCACCGAGUGGCUCAUGGGACACCUGAAGAUCUUGGGCAUCGGAAUCACCAGCCUGAUUUCGCUGCGCGUCAUCGUUUGGCUGGCGCCGACCGAGGUGUUUCUGACGCUGUGGAAUCUUCUGGUGUGGCAGCACUCGCUGUUUCGGGCCGUACUGAGCUCGCUGACGUUGCAAAUGCUCGCCGUCAUCGUGGUCCUGUACAUCGCCAGCGUGUACAUCCUGUGGCAACCCCAGCUGUCCACGCCCUUCCUACUGGUCGGCCAAAUGCUGUGGGUACUCAUCGUUGCGUACGGGUGCAGCUUCCUCGGCGCUCAAGUGCCCGUGUUCCUGGGCCUGCUCACGUACGGCGCCAUCGGGCUGAUCUACAACAUGCGAAAGGACGAAAAAAACGUGCGGUUCAUCGACAAGUGGCACAGUCUGUUGGACGUGACGAGCUACCGGUUGGACGAGGGGAAGGUGGAGAUUACGUCGCCGGUCAAUGGGGGUGAUGACACGGUGAAUGCGUCUCGGAUUGAGGAAAUUAAGGCGAAGAUGGUGCUGGAUGUGACGACUACGCCGCAGCUGUCGAGUACGAUGAACGAUACUAGAAAUACUAGUACGACUGCGAAUGCAACCGACACGCUGAACAAGACGACUCCGGACGCGUUGGAGAGUGACUCGUACUUUCGGAUACUGUUUUACGCUUGCGGAGCCACCCUAAUCUGGAUGCACACGUGGAUCCUGUUCCUUGGAAUCAUCCCCGUCAGUUUGUACCUGAUUGUGCGAGUCGCCGAAAUGCUCGGAAUCAUCCCGUACAUUUCAACCCUCAUUCAAACCUACUGGGAACUGCUCAAAAGCUGGCUAUUCCCCCGCCACUCGGCCCUGCUCCCACUCUGCCUUCCGGGAAUACUCCGCGUCAACGGAAACAUCCACCGGUACGUGUGUGCCAAACUGCGCUCCUACAUUGACGACAUCAGCUCGGUGGUGAUGAUCGGAUUUCUCAGCGUGCUGGUCAUGCUGGUUAGCGUGUUUGCGUUCACGCAAAUCUACUCCGAAACCAUCGCGGUGGCGCAGCUGGGAAGCAACCUGGUCAACCGGACGUUGACGCACCGACCCGAGCUGAUCGAGAUGCUGCCGAUUGACAUGCAAUCGAUGGACGACAUCCUGGACAACGCGUACAAGUACGGCCGGUCCCACAUCGAGCAGUACGUGGACGACAUCUUCAACGAUACCGAUCCGACGCAGGCCAAGAAGCUCAAGUGCCAGAUCCUGAGUGUGUGGGACCGAAUCAUCCAGAGCUGGAUGGACCGCAACAACGGGGACGGGCUGGUCGGGCCCCGCGUCACCAGCCAGUCGAUUCAGGCGACGAUCGACGAGAUCUUUAUCAAUCCGAUUACGAAAGCGGGAAUAAUCGGCUUCGUGAAGAGCAACAUUGGGAUGUUGCUUGAGGUGGCCGACUCCCUUUGGAUGUUGUUGCGUACGAACCUGACGCUGCUGGCUUCAGCAAUUGGGACGUUGGUGUCCGUAAUCUUGGGCGGAGGACACGCCGUGCUGAAAUUUUUGUUCCACACGAUAAUCUUCUUCACAACGUUGUUCUACCUGCUGCAGAGCAGCCAGGACCGGUACGCCCCGACCGGCAUCACCAUCAACAACUCUUGGGGCCCGCGCAUCAUCCAAGCCCUCGAGGACUCCAUCUCGAGCGUGGUCGUGGCCACCCUCAAGCUGGCCCUGUUCCACGGUCUGUUCACCUGGCUAACGCACACCAUAGUGGGUGCGCACAUCGUGUACCUGCCGGCCGUCCUAGCCUCGAUUCUGGCCGCCGCCCCCUUUCUCGAAACGUACUGGUGCAGCGUUCCGGCCUUCCUGGAUCUGUGGCUGUCGCAGGAUCGCUUCUGGCUUGGGGCGUUCCUGGUGCUGGUCCACUUCAUCGUUCCGUCCAACUUCAACCCGAUCAUCCACUCGGAGAUCAAGGGCGGUGGCCACCCCUACCUGACCGGUCUCUCAAUCGCCGGUGGAAUGUACCUGUUUGGGCUGGAAGGUGCCCUGCUGGGACCGCUGCUGCUCUGCCUCCUAGUUGUACUCUUCGAGGUCACCAUGAGUGCAAUCCGCGACUCGCCGAUUACGCCCCAGACGCGCAAGUCCAGCUUGGACACCAACAACGAGCUUUACUCACCAGCGACGACUUUGUGUAAAGAGUGGCAAGCGUUCGUCCACGGGGAAGACAAACUAUCGCUACGGUACCUUCCCCGAGAUGGUGGACACGUCCGGAGCGGGACUUCUGGGCUUUCCGCCAGCUCAACGGCAUCAUCCGUAGAGGACCUCCUGGGAGAGGAGUGAGGAGGAGAGCGCGGGUUUGUUUCUGCCAAAGUGGAAUUGUACGGACGGCUCCUUUUUCGUAAUAGUUGUACGAAGGCUAAUUGACUAAUUUAGUGGUGCUUAAAGCGAUUUGGACGAGCUUUUGCUGUAGUUGUAAACUAUUGUUAAAUGUUACCAAAAUUAUCGGAGAAUUAGUAGAUGUAGGGUGAAAACACAGAAUUGAGCAAAUUAUUUUUGCAACUAGAUCAUCGAAUAGAGAUCUGAACGUUAGUAUUGAAAAAAAUAAUAAUUCCUGCUUAGAUUCCAUUGGCAUUUUUAAACUUAAGGGGAACAACUCGAAGAAAAAGUAUCACAAAAUCGUAGUUACCUGAAGAAAAGUAGUGAUCAUUUUUUUUUUUCAAUAAAUUUUGAAAAA